Molecule: messenger RNA, 1764 nt
Organism: Eutrema salsugineum
Lineage: Eukaryota; Viridiplantae; Streptophyta; Magnoliopsida; Brassicales; Brassicaceae
Product: actin-2
Exons: 5
Coding region: 294-1427 (377 amino acids)
Source: RefSeq, a predicted model, not a curated record
UUUUAAUUUCUUUUUUGAAAGGCCGAAAAGAAAGUUGAACAGAUAACCCGCCUAUAUAAAUUCAACAUAUUUCUCCCCUUUGAAUUGUCUCGUUGUCCUCAGUUUCAUCGGCCGUUUUUGUUAUCUCCGGCGAGAAGAGAGAGAAAGAAGAACAAAAAGCGAGAAGAAAAGAGAGAGAAAGAGACCGGAAUCAUCUCGGUUCCUUUUUUCUUCUUCGAUCUCAUCUUCUUCUUCGAUCUCAUCUUCUUCUUCUUCUUCCGCUCUUCGAUCUUUCUCGUUCAAGCUUAUAAAAAAUGGCUGAGGCUGAUGAUAUUCAACCCAUCGUCUGUGACAAUGGUACUGGAAUGGUGAAGGCUGGUUUCGCCGGAGAUGAUGCUCCAAGGGCAGUUUUCCCGAGUGUUGUUGGUAGGCCAAGACAUCAUGGUGUGAUGGUUGGGAUGAACCAGAAGGAUGCAUAUGUUGGUGACGAAGCACAAUCCAAAAGAGGUAUUCUCACCUUGAAAUACCCAAUUGAGCAUGGUGUUGUGAGCAACUGGGAUGAUAUGGAAAAGAUCUGGCAUCACACUUUCUACAAUGAGCUCCGUAUCGCUCCUGAAGAGCACCCUGUUCUUCUUACCGAGGCUCCUCUUAACCCAAAGGCCAACAGAGAGAAGAUGACCCAAAUCAUGUUCGAAACCUUCAACUCUCCCGCCAUGUAUGUCGCCAUCCAAGCUGUUCUCUCCCUGUACGCCAGUGGUCGUACAACCGGUAUCGUGCUGGAUUCUGGUGAUGGUGUGUCUCACACUGUGCCAAUCUACGAGGGUUUCUCUCUUCCACAUGCCAUCCUCCGUCUGGACCUUGCUGGUCGUGACCUCACUGAUUACCUCAUGAAGAUCCUUACCGAGAGAGGUUACAUGUUCACCACAACAGCAGAGCGGGAAAUUGUAAGAGACAUCAAGGAGAAGCUUUCCUUUGUUGCUGUGGACUACGAGCAGGAGAUGGAGACUUCCAAGACCAGCUCCUCCAUCGAGAAGAACUAUGAAUUACCCGACGGACAAGUGAUCACGAUCGGAGCUGAGAGAUUCAGGUGCCCAGAAGUCUUGUUCCAGCCAUCGUUUGUGGGAAUGGAAGCUGCUGGAAUCCACGAGACGACCUAUAACUCAAUCAUGAAGUGUGACGUGGAUAUCAGGAAGGACUUGUACGGUAACAUCGUGCUCAGUGGUGGAACCACCAUGUUCUCUGGUAUUGCGGACCGUAUGAGCAAAGAGAUCACAGCACUUGCACCAAGCAGCAUGAAGAUUAAGGUCGUUGCACCACCUGAGAGGAAAUACAGUGUCUGGAUCGGUGGUUCCAUUCUUGCUUCUCUCAGCACAUUCCAGCAGAUGUGGAUCUCCAAGGCUGAGUAUGACGAGGCAGGUCCAGGGAUUGUUCACAGAAAAUGCUUCUAAGCUCUCAAGAAAAAGGCUAAAAGCUGGGUUUUAUGAAUGGGAUCAAAGUUUCUUUUUUUUUUUUUUUUCCUAUUUGCUUCUCCAUUUGUUUGUUUCAUUUCCUUUUUUUUUGUUUUCGUUUCUGUGCACUUGUGUGUGACAAACUCUCUGGGUUUUACUUACGUCUGCGUUCCAAAAAAAAACCGCUUUCGUUUGGCGUUUUAGUCCAUUGUUUUUGUAGCUCGAGUGAUCGAAUUGAUGCCUCUUUAUUCCUUAUUAUUCUAUAAUUUCUUUCAAAACUCGGAAGAAGAACCUUUGAUACUCUUUGCAUUGUUAAUAUAAGUAUUGUAUGAGACAA